AUGCCUCCUUCCUCUCCUCGAUACACUUGCUCCCAUGCUGGAUGCCCCAAAAGCUAUCGGAAGCCCUCGCGACUGAAAGAGCACCAGCGCUCGCACACUGGUGAACGACCUUUUGCAUGUACAACUUGUCACAAGUCAUACCUUCGCGAGUCACAUCUGCAAGCUCACGUUCGAAGCCAUCUCCCUGAUUCAACGCGGCCGUACGUCUGCACUCACGACAGUGAUUGCCAGAAGCGGUUCUGGACAUCGCAACAUCUACGUGUGCACGAGUCUACUCAUUCGGGCACCAAAAUCUACGCAUGUCUGGAGCCAGGCUGCGACGAAGCAUUCUCAAAACAUCAUCAAUUACGCUCGCAUGUAUGCGACGUGCACGCCCCUCCCGGUACAAAGCCCUACCAGUGUGAUCAUCCUUCCUGCUCGAAGUCAUUUUCCACGAAUCAGAAACUGCGAUCACACCUCAAGAUGCAUGAUGAUAGACGAUAUACCUGUUCACACCCUUCAUGCCUGCCCCCAUCCGGCAGUUCACCAGCACACUAUCCUACAUGGACCGCUCUUCAGUCUCACAUCCGAACCAAUCACCCUCCAACAUGUACGCACCCAUCCUGCGAUGGGCGUACCUUUGCUUCAGGGCAAAAUCUCCGCGCGCACAUGAAGUUGCAUGAACAGCGUGAUCUUGAGUCGUUGAUUGACCAAGUCGACAGCGAUGUUGAUGGACAAACGACUCGGCCACGAAAGCGAAGGCGAGGUGGUGAGCUGGGACGUGAUUGGAUAUGCGACAUUGUCGGGUGCGGCAAGGACUUUAAAUCAAAAAAGGCCCUUACCACUCAUCACAAUGUAACCCAUCUCGGUCGACGUACACACGUAUGUCCUCACGCACACUGCGCAAGCAAGUUCGGGUACAAACAUCUGCUAGAACGGCACCUCGCCCGCAUCCACUGUAGCUCAGCUUUGGACGAAACGUCGUCCGAGGACGUAUCGGACGAUUACGAGUCGUCAGAAGGUCCAAUCUUGAGCAUAGAGUCAAUCACCGGUCAAACGUAUGAGGCUCGGGCACGAGCGAACCCCAGACUUAUACAGUGCCCUUUCCCCGCUGUCGAGCACUUGAUGCCUACAAGCGCAAACGGAGCAGAAAUUGAUGGCUCAAGCUCCAGUGCCGAGUGUCGACACGUCGUGAGCCGGGCCUACGACUUGACGCGACAUCUCAAAGCUGAGCACGGACUUUUUGCGGAUAGAUCAAAGGUCGACGAGUGGAUGAAGGCACAGAAGAGGUCUUGA
Coniophora puteana RWD-64-598 SS2 is the source of this 1275-nucleotide messenger RNA. RefSeq lists its product as uncharacterized. The transcript has 6 exons. NCBI's taxonomy places the organism in Eukaryota, Fungi, Basidiomycota, Agaricomycetes, Boletales, Coniophoraceae. Gene Ontology annotation, biological process: regulation of transcription by RNA polymerase II. The coding region runs from base 1 to 1275 and encodes 424 amino acids. Gene Ontology annotation, cellular component: nucleus. The record is from RefSeq and is a predicted model, not a curated record.